AUGCAUUAUGUUGUGCUGGAAGUUGAAUUGGCGCACCGUGAAGACAGUCCGAAGGACUGGUCUCAGAUUGCCAAAUUUAACUACCAGUUCUUGGAUACUGAAACUUUAGAGCCUGUUUUUGAAGAAAACAAGCAUGUAGAAUUGGGAAAUGGUUGUACCCUGCAAGACGCGGUAGCGCAACUAGAGAAGGACAUAAGCGAACAUGCCAAGGACGACUUCGUACUCUGUUCUCUAAAUUCUACGUGGCACUUCAGAGUUACCAUUCCACGCCAAGCCCGUGACGAAGUUUUUAUUCUGCCGCCGCACUUGCAGCACCCAAAAGUUUUCGACUUGUGGAAGGAGUAUGAUAGAUGGUGCAUGAAUCAUCCGGAGACUUCGGCAAUGCGCCAGAACCCUUUGGGCAAAAGAACGAAGGAUCUCGCCGAGAUGAGAAGCGUGCUAGGGCUGGACGGAACUGAGGAAGGCGCCCAUCCUGAUGCAAACCAAAAUGGCGGUGAGCAGUCCAAAGCAGAGCAGUCAGGUGCAGAACAGCUGGUCGCGGGGCAGCCUGACACGAAGCAGCCUAGCACGGAGCUAUCCAGCUCUGAACAGUCUCCCGCUGAGCAGCCUGACACGAUUACGCAAGCAGUGGUCAUUAUCACGCAGCUUCACAAAAAGUGUGUUACUGCAGACGACAAAUCACUGGUUUUGACUCAUCCAUAUGACUCGUACUUGGACGUCCGCAACUUUCUACAAGAGAGAUCAAAGGUCCUUUAUAUGAAUAACUUGCCACCUGAUACAACCCAAAGCGAACUCGAGUCGUGGUUUACUCAAUUUGGUGCCCGUCCUGUGGGCUUCUGGACCGUGAAAAAUAUUGUCGAGGAAACAUCGAACGUUAACAACAACUGGUCCAGCAACAACAGCACCUACGUGGAAGCUCAGGAUAGCAUUUCCGGAUUUGUGGUGUUCCAGUCCCACGAGGAGGCUACAGAGGCGCUAUCUUUGAAUGGAAGGUCUAUUUUAUCUAACAUUGCCAACACUAAGCAGCCAAGAGUUAUUGAGCACAUCGUCGAAAUACAACCUUCUAGCGCACGCGUCUUGGACAGGGCUCAAGAAAUUUUGUCACCAUUCCCACAAAGUAAAAAUAAGCCAAGGCCUGGCGAUUGGAACUGUCCAUCUUGUGGUUUUUCCAAUUUUCAGAGGCGUACAUCGUGUUUCCGCUGCUCGUUCCCAGCAGCAAGUGGGGCUGGUAUGAACAACAACGGAUACAUGAAAAACCCGUUGCAACCACAUAACGCACAAGCAGGGUCUCAGCAACAGGCAGCAUAUAAGAUGAGGACGCCAGCUGGCCUUCAAGCUAUGCAAGUUCAGUCGGGUCCACAUAUGGGGCAGCCGCAACAGCAACAGCAACAGCAGCAACGCAUGCGGUACAACCAGGGCCAGCGGUUUGGGCAAGGGCAGCAACAUCAAGGCGGUUCAAAUGUGCCUUUUAGGGCGGGCGACUGGAAAUGUGCCACCUGCACAUAUCACAAUUUCGCCAAAAACGUCGUGUGCUUACGUUGCGGCGGUCCUAAAAGCACAGAGCACCAGCAAAAGGAAUUAGGCACGGUCAAUUCCUACACUGAUAUCCAAGAUAUUGGCAAUGGUAUGGGUAUUUCCUUGAACACAAGGAGUUUUUCGGAGCCUGCAUGGUAA
Molecule: messenger RNA, 1674 nt
Organism: Lachancea thermotolerans CBS 6340
Lineage: Eukaryota; Fungi; Ascomycota; Saccharomycetes; Saccharomycetales; Saccharomycetaceae
Gene: NRP1
Product: Nrp1p
Exons: 1
Coding region: 1-1674 (557 amino acids)
Molecular function (GO): RNA binding
Source: RefSeq, a predicted model, not a curated record